Messenger RNA from Darwinula stevensoni, 2142 nucleotides. The record is from the annotation of a GenBank genome assembly. NCBI's taxonomy places the organism in Eukaryota, Metazoa, Arthropoda, Ostracoda, Podocopida, Darwinulidae.
AUGGGGCUUCUUCCAGGCUUCAUAAUGGUUCGCACUUACAAAAGGAAAACUGAGAGGGGUGCGGGGAAACGCUACUCCCAUGGAGAUCUUGUAAGUGCUGUGAAUGCCAUUAAGAAUCAUGAAAUGAACCGAAAAAUAGCAUCAAAUUAUUAUGGUGUUCCUGAGAGCACCAUCCAGAUGCGCCUGAGCACUAGAAGAACCGGACUUGACUCUGCAGUUCCCGGACGGAAGCCUGCUUUAUCCAAGGAAGUAGAGGACACCCUGGAAUCUGUCUUGAGAAAAAUGGGGGAGUGGGGCUAUCCUUUGUCAAGAAAAGAGGUCAUAGCACUUGCUACAGAUUACUGCAAGCUCAACGAGCUGAAAGUCGACAAGUUAGGAGAAGACUGGUUCCGUGGAUUCAUGACCAGGCAUUCCACACUAACUCUGAAAAAACCAGAACUCCUGCAGUCUUGUCGAGCCAAGCAAGCUGAUCCAGUGGUCAUAGCCGAUUUCUUCAGAGUCAUUGCUGCAGCAUAUCAAGAGAUAGGCUUGUAUGAUGAGGAUGCAGCCAUUCAAGGGGAUUUUGUAUGGAAUGCAGACGAGACGGGAUUUUUCCAUGAUCCGAGGAAGACUAAAGGUAACAAAAGGGGACUGAUGAUCCCAUGGCUGUGCAUGAAUCUCCUUGCCCUGAUCAUUGGAGCUCUAGCUGUGAUGGCAGGUGUUUCCUUCAUCAUUGCAACUGGAGUUGAUGUUGCUUCUAUCCUCAUAUUUACCUUGAUCUGCCUGAUUGGUUAUUCCAUUGGACUGCACUUUUUCCUUGUCAUCUACUCUCACUUCAGGGAACUUGAGAACCUGGUCCCAACUGAAGAAGGUGCUUUUGUUCUCCCACCUCCAUACACUGAAAAAGGAAAGAAUGGCUUCAACUUCCACCAACUGCAGGAGACAGCUUGAACCUUCGUUUUCUUCUGAUCUUCAUUCUUGGCUCAUUUUUCUCUGUUCUUUUCUUUCAUACACUGGUUGUGAGCAAACCACAUCUUUUAAGAUAGAGCUGUGGUGGGCAACAGGAUUUUUUUUCUUGCCACAGGUGUGGCAACUCAACCAUUAAAAUUGCCACACUUUGAAUAAAACUCAGAAUUUGCAUGAAAUAAAUGUAUUUCAUGAUUCCAAUGACACUGAGGGGUUAAUUACAAAGAAUUAUGCCUCAAUUUUGUGGCAAUUGGCGAUCAUGUUGCCCACCCCAGAGCUAGAGAGUGAGUGUGUUAUUGGAUAUCUGCAUACCUUUUUUAAGAUGUGGUAUCUUUGUCUUAUGCAGGUACAGGUAUUUGCAUUGCAUAUUUUCAGUUUCACAUGCUUCUCCUUCAUUGCAUGAAGCAAAUACAUGAAUAUCCAGAUGUCAGAAAGAAACCACUGGUUGCUAACUAUAGCCUUUUUGUUCAUUUUUAUGUUGGAACUGUUUCAUUUCCUGCAUAAAUUCUCACUUCCCAAGCAAGAGCUGUCAUAGAACUUUGUAUAGAUUUGAAAACAUCAUAUCUCACUCACUUUUGGACUGUAGCUGUUUCCUCCAGGUUGCUCCCAUGUUCCUGGCCAGUUGAAUCAGUUGAAUUUUCAUCAUGGAUUUGUUUUUUUUUUUUUCUGAAAGUGGCAAGACAUGUAAAUCUCAGUCAUUGUAAUAUUCUGUGAUAUCUGGAGAAGGCUACUGAAGUAUCUCAGUAUUCUUUGAGGUCAAUAUAGUGCCUCCAAAGUUUUUGUCUUUACUUGUACCUCAGUUCUAUAACUGUUACUCAACGAGCAGACUCAUUUGUAACUGGAAUUAUUUGAAGGAACUUGGUUAGAUAUAUGUUCCUGUUCCUCAUUACAUGAGAAUCUCCUUCAAAAGUUAUAUCUGCCUGAUUAGUCAGCUGCAGUCUACACUUGACUGCUUUCUUGCAUCUUGUAUCUUUUUUCUGCUGCUGUGAUGGGCCUGUGCCUGUAUCCUCUUUGGUGCUAACUAUAUGUACAUUUUUCAAUAUCACUUUGCUUAUUUGUGUGCAGUUGGCAAGAGGGCAUUAUUCUUGAAGGUGUCAUGAUAUUGCUUUGGUUUCUCUGGUUUUCUCAAGUAGAGUUAGCACUGAGUGGAGAGAUCAUGCUUUUUCCUUAAUGUGGAAUAAAUCUCACUUGUGAUUA